CAGCAUAAAUAGCAAAGCAAAGUACAGCACAGCCUGCUGAACACCACAGGAUUCUUGGAACCUGCGUAGUUCCACUGGAAGAUGAAGCCCACCCUCUACCUGUGUUUGUUACUUGCUGGGCUUCAUGCUGUUGCCCAUUGCGAUCACCUGCCUGGCCACCACAAUGGACAUGACCAUCAUCAAGGUACAGACCAUGAGGAACACCAUCAUGUAGGUGACUGCCUCAAACUAGCUCCUAGCAAUGCUGAUUUUGCAUUUAGACUCUACAAGCAGAUUACCGCAGAAGCCCCUAAGAAGAACAUUUUCUUCUCUCCUGUUAGCAUCUCUACUGCCUUUGCAAUGCUGGGCCUUGGUGCUAAAUCAGCCACUCUGACUCAGAUUCUGGAAGGACUUGCCUUUAAUCUGACAGAACUUCAGGAGAAGGAGAUUCAUGAUGGUUUCCAUAAUCUCAUCCACAUUCUAAACCAUCCUGACAGUGAGCUCCAACUCGAUAUGGGAAACGCCUUGUUUCUAAAAGAAAAACUGAAAACACUAGAGAAGUUUUUAGCUGACAUCAAAAACCUGUAUGAAGCAGAAGCUUUUAGUAUCAACUUCAAGAAUACUGCAGAAGCUCAGAAACAUAUCAAUGAUUAUGUAGAGAAGAAAACACAUGGGAAAAUUGUUGAAUUAGUCAAGGAUCUUGAUCCAGAGACUGCAAUGAUUUUGGUUAGCUAUAUCUUCUUUGAAGGCAAGUGGGAAAAACCUUUUUUGCCAGAAGACACUAAAGAAAGAGACUUCUUUGUGGAUGAGGAAACAAUCGUUAAAGUUCCUAUGAUGCACAGAAUGGGCAGGUUUAACCUCCAUUUCGAUACGGAGCUGUCUUGCACAGUGGUCCAACUUUAUUACAAUGGAAGUGCAACAGCAUUUUUUAUUCUGCCUAAUAAAGGAAAAAUGAAGCAGGUAGAAGAUGCUCUGUGGAAAGAAACUGUGACCAGAUGGUCAAAUGAACUCCAUCUAAGCUCAGCAAACCUGUACAUUCCAAAAUUUUCGAUCUCUGCUACCUAUGAUUUAAAGGACCAUCUCACCAAAAUGGGCAUUACUGAUGUGUUCACCAAACAAGCGGAUCUGUCUGGAAUCACUGGGGACCCUGAGCUACAGGUUUCAAGAGUUGUCCAUAAGGCCGUGCUGAACAUUGAUGAGAGAGGCACAAAGGCAGCAGCAGCCACUGCCAUUGAAAUAAUGCCGAUGUCUGUUCCUGUAAACAUUGAAUUCAACAUUCCCUUCCUGGUGAUGAUUUUUGAUAGAACUACCAAGAGCACACUCUUCGUUGGAAAGAUAAAUAACCCUGCUGAACCUUAAGUGCUAUCAAUUCAGACGGCUAUUACUAAAUAAAGAAGCUUUGCCACCUGAA
Mauremys mutica (yellowpond turtle) is the source of this 1390-nucleotide messenger RNA. RefSeq names its product alpha-1-antitrypsin-like. Gene Ontology annotation, biological process: negative regulation of endopeptidase activity. The transcript is spliced from 5 exons. Gene Ontology annotation, molecular function: serine-type endopeptidase inhibitor activity. The record is from RefSeq and is a predicted model, not a curated record. The coding region runs from base 82 to 1338 and encodes 418 amino acids. NCBI's taxonomy places the organism in Eukaryota, Metazoa, Chordata, Testudines, Geoemydidae.